Molecule: messenger RNA, 1825 nt
Organism: Chaetura pelagica (chimney swift)
Lineage: Eukaryota; Metazoa; Chordata; Aves; Apodiformes; Apodidae
Gene: TCAIM
Product: T cell activation inhibitor, mitochondrial
Exons: 10
Coding region: 45-1514 (489 amino acids)
Cellular component (GO): mitochondrion
Source: RefSeq, a predicted model, not a curated record
GUUAGUGGAUGGCUGAAAAUUGGCUUCACCAUUGAGUUGCAGAAAUGUUUUGCUGCUUGAGAACCGUGAGGAGGUUAUGUCUUGAGAAGAUGCUGCUACAGUGUGUUCUUCAGUCAAGAACUUUGUCAGGAGCUGAUGCUAUCAAUGCUCUGAGGCCUUUCUAUUUUGCUGUGCAUCCAGAUUUCUUUGGCCAGCAUCCCAAAGAAAGGGAAGUAAAUGAAAACUCUCUGAAGAGGUUAAAUGGCUACUUGGAGAAUCUACAAAAACCAGGAUUUCGCUCCCUUAAGCCAACUCGGCUUACUUUUUAUGUGAGAGAAAGAGACCCAAACUCUUCUAAUGUUCAAGAAUCCUUCAGUGCUUCAGGGUUUCGUGCAGUCAGUAUUACACUACAUACUAGGGAUCUCCUGAGCACGGUAUUAGAUAUUCUCAACUCAUGCAGUUUAUCAACGGAGCAUAUUCAGAAUUUGAAUGUGAACUCUCAGUCCCACAAGGAAGCAAAAAGCACAGUGAACAGGCCUAUCAAGUGGGAUAAGACUUACUAUUCAUUUACUGGAUUCAAGGAUCCCGAGGAGGAACUAGAACAAGCCCAGAGAAUGGAAACAACUUUAAUAUCCUGGCUAGAUGAUAAUGAAGCAAGUGCAGUAAAAAAGCUGAAAAAGAGUUUGCCACUUAGAAAAGAACUAGAACGUUUAAAAUUUGAACUCUGUCAUCAGCUUCAGCUCUCAGAUAUCAGGUGGCAGAGAAGCUGGGGUAUUGCUCACCGCUGUAGCCAACUACACAGUCUAGGUCGCUUAGUCCAACAGAGACCUGAAAUAUUAAAGAAUGUUAAAGGACGCACAGUGGUAUUUACAGAUCGUUCAGGUAUGAGUGCAGCAGGUCACAUAAUGCUGGGGACCAUGGAUGUUCACCAUCACUGGACCAAAAUUUUUGAGAGAUUGCCUAAUUAUUAUAGUCUUCAGAAAAGGCUGCUGUUGUUGGAAGAUCGCAUAAGCCAGCUUCUGGGAGGCAUACAAGUAAUAUAUAUUGAAGAACUGCAACCCCUGUUGACUCUAGAAGAGUACUACGAGACUCUCGACUCCUUCUAUAAUAGAUUACGUGACAGUCGACUACCUUUUCAUCCUCGCAGUCUGCGAGGCUUACAAAUGGUUCUGGAAAGUGACAGAUACGCACCAAGAUUACAUGAAUAUGGGCACUUCACGAUCCCAACGGUCUGUGAUCCAGCAACUCUUCAAUGGUUUAUUUUUGCCAAAGCACAGGAAGCAAGAGAGAAUCUGAAAAGAAAGGAGGAGAUGAUGGUUACAGAAAAAGAGCUAAUUGAUACUUCCACUGAGAAAUUUUCUUUGGAUCGGCUCUAUAAGGAACCCAGCGUCUCCAGUGCUCAGAUGAUAGAUUGUUGUAAGCGACUGCUGGAGGAAUCGUUGCCGUACCUACAAGGCAUGCACCUUUGCAUUUCCCAUUUCUACUCUGUGCUGCAGGAUGGAGACCUGUGUAUACCUUGGAACUGGAAAAACUGAGGACAUAUCUGAUAAUCAGAUGAAUUGCUUAUUUUCUGUAAGAGGCUAUGAAUAUGAAUGUUUUUAAGAGUAAAUUAUUUAAAUCUGUAUUUUGAUAUCAGUAUUCAACCCACAAAUUUUUGUUCUAGCUGCUGCUCAAAAAGGAUUGAAGUCCUAGACAAUUUGCACAGUGCACAGUAUUGCCAGUUCUGGGAAAGACAUCUGUACAUUCUCCAUACUCUGCUGUAGGAGUCCCAAUGUAUGGUAGCAGUUUUGAAACUGCAUUUUUGUAGUGAGUUAUGAAAAAUACAUUAAAUUGCAAGUCUGCAAAA